Emys orbicularis (European pond turtle) is the source of this 2184-nucleotide messenger RNA. RefSeq names its product mucolipin TRP cation channel 2 (gene MCOLN2). Gene Ontology annotation, molecular function: NAADP-sensitive calcium-release channel activity. Gene Ontology annotation, cellular component: membrane. Bases 1 to 1623 code for a protein of 540 amino acids. The record is from RefSeq and is a predicted model, not a curated record. The transcript has 13 exons. Lineage: Eukaryota; Metazoa; Chordata; Testudines; Emydidae.
AUGCCUCAACCAGACUCCGAUCUAGAAGAGGAUGCUCUAAAGGAGGAUUUGAAGUUUUACUUCAUGAACCCAUGUGAAAAAUACAGAGCCAGACGUCAAAUCCCAUGGAAACUAGGUUUGCAGAUUCUAAAGAUAGUUAUGGUUACCACACAGCUUAUUCUUUUUGGUUUGAGUAACCAGUUGGUGGUUUCCUUCAAAGAGGAGAACACUAUUGCCUUUAAGCAUCUGUUUCUGAAAGGCUACUCCGGGGUUGAUGAAGAUGAUUAUAGUUGCAGUGUAUACACACAGCAGGAUGUUUAUGACAGCAUUUUUUUUGCUAUUAAUCAGUACUGCCAAUUAAAGAAUAUAUCCCUGGGCACACUUGGUUACGAACAAGAUGAAGACGAUGUGUCAGGCUUACAGAUCUGUAAACAACAGUACAAGAAAGACACAAUGCUUCCUUCCAAUGAUACGCUGAACAUAGACAUUGCCAUUGAAACAGACUGUAUUCACCUAGAGCCACAGAUGCUAGCCACUAAGAGGUCUGGUGAUUUGAAGAUGAUAAAUUCAUCAUUUUUCAACUUUGAAUUUUAUAGGCUUAUACAGGUUGAAAUCUCCUUUCAACUUAAAGGUAUUGAUCUACAAACAAUUCAUGCCAGAGAAUUGCCUGACUGCUACGCCUUUCAGAAUACUAUUACUUUCAACAACAGAGCCCACAGUGGUAAAGUAAAAAUUUAUUUUGAUAGUGAUGCUGAUAUUCAAGAAUGCAAAGACUGGCAUAUAUCUGGAUCUAUUCAGAAAAACAGUCAAUAUAUUCUGGUUUUUGAUGGAUUUGUCAUCGUAAGCUGUUUUGCUUCCCUUAUACUCUGCACACGAUCCAUUAUUCUUGCUCUGAAAUUGCAAAAAAGAUUUGUGAAUUUCUUCCUGGAAAAGUACAAACGCCAUGUCUGUCCUGCUGAUCGUCUGGAGUUUAUAAAUGGAUGGUAUGUCCUGGUGAUUAUCAGUGAUGUGAUGACAAUCAUUGGAUCUAUAAUGAAAAUGGAAAUAAAAGCCAAGAACCUCACAAGUUAUGAUGUUUGCAGCAUCUUACUUGGAACAUCGACUUUGUUUGUUUGGGUUGGAGUCAUCAGAUACUUAGGAUAUUUCCAGACAUACAAUGUGCUCAUUUUAACAAUGCAAGCAUCAUUGCCCAAAGUUCUAAGAUUUUGUUGUUGUGCUGGGAUGAUAUAUCUUGGCUAUACAUUCUGUGGCUGGAUUGUAUUAGGGCCUUAUCAUGAAAAGUUUGAAGAUCUGAACACAGUUGCUGAAUGUCUGUUUUCUUUGGUCAAUGGUGAUGACAUGUUUGCAACAUUUGCUCAAAUCCAGCAGAAGAGCACCUUGGUGUGGCUGUUCAGUCGAUUAUAUCUGUAUUCCUUCAUUAGUCUAUUUAUAUACAUGAUCCUCAGCCUUUUUAUUGCACUCAUUACAGACUCUUAUGACACCAUAAAGAAAUACCAGCAAAACGGCUUUCCAGUAACAGAUCUUCAUGAAUUCCUUAAAGAAUGCAGUAGCACAGACUAUAGCAAAGAACCACAGGCUUCCAUGCCUUUCAUCUGCUGUUGUAGGAGACGAGGAAGUGAUGACAACUUGAUACUUAUUAACUGACAACCUACUGCUGAAAGUCACUGCUCAAGAAUGUUCAGAAGGAACAAACUGCUGUGGAAAAACAACCCCCCAAAUUUCAAGAAGAUCUGUCAUUUGGGGCUAUUUCCUUGUAAACAUUAUGACCCUAUUUAAUUAGGUAGUUUGGGGAGGCGAGCAGGGCAAAAAGCUGCUAAUGGCUGGUGUUAGCUGGCUGACCACGUUGGAAGCUCAAAAGCUACCUUUAUUUGGACUAGAAUUAUGAAGAACUGAUGACGAUUCCCACUCUGUGUUCUACUGUCUUAGUCCUGAACCUGAGAGACACUGUCUGUGGGAGCUCAGCACCUUCUUCAGAUCAGGCCCCAAACUAACCAUCUGGUUCUUAAAUAUUUAUAUUAAGGAACAUAUUUAAAAAGAAUUAAACACACUUGUUUUUAAGUAGAAUGUUGAAUAUUGCAAUUAUUGGUAAGGAGUGUUUCAGGUCAUUCAUUUAAAGUGAUGUAUUGGAAAUGGAGAUUGUAAUUCUUAUUUGGCAUAAAACAUGAUUCAGUUGCUUGAAAUAAAUUUGUGUAAUGCAGAGCUGCA